Molecule: messenger RNA, 1673 nt
Organism: Myotis brandtii (Brandt's bat)
Lineage: Eukaryota; Metazoa; Chordata; Mammalia; Chiroptera; Vespertilionidae
Gene: GRPR
Product: gastrin-releasing peptide receptor
Exons: 3
Coding region: 344-1480 (378 amino acids)
Biological process (GO): G protein-coupled receptor signaling pathway
Cellular component (GO): membrane
Molecular function (GO): G protein-coupled peptide receptor activity
Source: RefSeq, a predicted model, not a curated record
GCCGUGUGAAAAUAGCAGACCAAAAGUUCUUAGUUAACUGCAGCGAGGGAGACUCAGAUUGGAAUGGAGGUAGAAAGAGUUGAUACAGACUGGGUUUAAUUCUGAUCCCUUUUUGGACUGAAUUUAGAACUGCAUUGCAUUGUUCAUGUGAAGAUGAGAGCAGUACCAGCAUCAAAAUAGUGACAGAGUUUUGAUGCCAUAGUCUAUAUGUACUCAGAGUAUUUUUAUUAAAGAAAAUAAAGAGCCUAGCAGAGAUUUUUGUCCUCAUCUGCACCCAACUGCAAAAUCAAAAGUUAAGGAACAGCAUCUGAGGACACUUUGUAGGUGGGAGAGAAUCUAGAGGAUGGCUCUCAAUGAUUGCUGGCUUCAGAGCAUGUCCUGCAACAUCUCUAAUCACAGUAUGGAUCUCCCCAUGAAUGAGGACUGGUUCCACCCAGGGAUCCUCUAUGUCAUCCCUGCAAUUUAUGGGGUCAUCAUUCUGAUAGGCCUCAUUGGCAACAUCACCCUGAUCAAGAUCUUUUGUACCGUGAAGUCCAUGCGAAAUGUGCCAAACCUCUUCAUCUCCAGUCUGGCUUUGGGAGAUCUGCUCCUCCUGGUAACCUGUGCUCCCGUGGAUGCCAGCCGGUACCUGGCUGACAGAUGGCUGUUUGGCAGGAUUGGCUGCAAACUGAUCCCCUUUAUACAGCUCACCUCGGUGGGGGUGUCUGUCUUCACACUCACGGCUCUCUCCGCAGACAGGUACAAAGCCAUUGUCCGGCCAAUGGAUAUCCAGGCCUCUCAUGCCCUGAUGAAGAUCUGCCUCAAAGCCGCAUUGAUCUGGAUCAUCUCCAUGCUUCUGGCCAUUCCAGAAGCUGUGUUUUCUGAUCUACAUCCUUUCCAUGAGGAAAGCACCAAUCAGACCUUCAUCAGCUGUGCCCCAUACCCACACUCUAAUGAGCUGCAUCCCAAAAUCCACUCCAUGGCUUCCUUUCUGAUCUUCUACAUCAUCCCACUGUCGAUUAUUUCUGUCUACUACUACUUCAUUGCCAAAAAUCUGAUCCAGAGUGCUUACAAUUUGCCUGUGGAAGGGAAUAUACAUGUCAAGAAGCAGAUUGAAUCCCGGAAGCGCCUUGCCAAGACAGUGCUAGUGUUUGUGGGCCUCUUUGCCUUCUGCUGGCUCCCCAACCAUGUCAUCUACCUGUACCGCUCCUACCACUACUCCAAGGUGGACACCUCCAUGCUUCACUUUGUCACCAGUAUCUGCGCCCGCCUCCUGGCCUUCACCAACUCCUGUGUCAACCCUUUUGCCCUCUACCUGCUGAGCAAGAGUUUUAGGAAGCAGUUCAACACCCAGCUCCUCUGUUGCCAGCCUGGCCUAUUAACCCGGUCUCACAGCACCGGCAGAAGUACCACCUGCAUGACCUCCCUCAAGAGUACCAACCCCUCUGCAGCCACCUUCAGUCUUAUCAAUGGAAACAUCUGUCAUGAGGGGUAUGUCUAGACUGACCAUUGACCCUGCCCGGCUGGGGCCCCUUGGUUUUGCUCUAUGGCUGGUAAAGAACCCUCACAUCUGUUGUUAUCUCUGUACCCUCUGAAGACCCUUUGUAAGGCUGAGGAGUAAUACAGGCAGGUUGGGGAGAGGCCUAAAUGGAUCUCUGUUAUGUUUGAAAGGCCCAUCAAGGUAUACCUUUUCC